Messenger RNA from Nematostella vectensis (starlet sea anemone), 3192 nucleotides. Its product is annotated as ankyrin-1. Gene Ontology annotation, molecular function: protein binding. Gene Ontology annotation, cellular component: cytoplasm; nucleus. Bases 72 to 2978 code for a protein of 968 amino acids. The record is from RefSeq and is a predicted model, not a curated record. NCBI's taxonomy places the organism in Eukaryota, Metazoa, Cnidaria, Anthozoa, Actiniaria, Edwardsiidae. The transcript has 12 exons.
GGCUUCCUGUGGAAUUUUGGGGCCCCUGUGGUACCGCUCCACGCAGUUCAACCACAAAUCAAAACAGAAGAAUGGAGUCCGAUGUACGAGACAAUCCUCGAUGUUGUCCGGCAUCAUUGGUGGAGAUCGCCUUUCGGGCUGUCACCACACCUGACCCAGACUCCGGGCUGAGUCAUCUUCACACGGCCUGCAUCCAUGGUAAUGUGUACACGGUGUGGCUUAUCCUUGAAAUGAGUCCCAGUCUCCUCGACAGCGCCAUCGUUCUAACAAAAGUACGUACAGGAGAAAAUGUACCACAACUGAACGAUCUGACUGCACUUACCCUUGCAAGUCUAGGAAACUCUAAGCGGCAUGAGGCUAUUUAUAAAAUGUUGGCAAAAAUUGAGAAAAAAUUUAUGGGGAUGUCUUUAGUCCACGUUGCUGCCUGCAGCGGAAGCUAUGAAAGCCUUAAAAGACUGUUAUUGCUUGGAAUGGACCCAAAUAAGACUUCAAAUCAAGACGUGACGCCGUUAAUGCUCGCAGCGACUCGUGACUGUACGGAUUUUGCGGAGCUAUUGAUAGAGGGCGGAGCAUCAGUGCAAAUGACUGACAGCUCUCAACGUGGUGCCAUUCACUACGCAGCCUCCUGCGGGAAAACACGCACCGUGGAACUUUUACUGGAUCACGGAGCGAGCGUAAAUGAUAUCACCGACAGACGUAACACCCCGCUGCAUUUGGCCGCUACCAAUGGGCAUACCAAAACAGUGGCGGCGCUUAUCGAAAGCGGAAGUGACGUACAUGCUAAGACAUCAGGGGCGGACACCCCGUUGAUGCUUGCGGUUGUCAAGGGACACAAGAAGACAGUGAAGUAUUUGCUAGCGCAUGGCAGCUCUGUGAACACUCAGGGAGGACUGGAUUUCACUGCGCUACAUUACGCCGUGAGAGAGGGCUUUGCGGAUAUUGCACGACUUUUGAUCAAGAAGGGGAGUAAUCUAGAGGCGACUACGUCUGGUAAAACGCCACUACAUCUUGCUGCGACUGCCAAUAGAUGCGAAGCUGCUAAGGUAUUGUUCCUGUACGGCAGUGACAUGGACGCGCAUGACAUGUUUGGUCGCACCGCUCUCCACUACGCGGCCCAGCAGGGUCACAUGGAGAUGAUCAAGCUACUUGUGACCCGUGGUGCGGAUAUCCACACGCGGGACUCCGAGGGUCAAACCCCUCUCUUCCAAGCGACCAUCUUUGAUCAGAAAGAAGCUGUCAAUGUCCUUCUACUACACGGCGCUUGCGUAAAUGCAUUCGAUCAUCGCAACAGGAGUCCACUUCAUUUCGCGAGUCAAGAGGGGAACACGGCCAUUGCGCAGUUGCUGAUCGAGCGUGGGGCGGAUGUGGACGCGGUGGCAUCCAAUGGGGACACACCCUUGUUUGUUGCAGUAGGAUACAGUAGCAUUGAAAUUGCAGAGAUGUUACUAAAGCAUGGCGCCAUAGUAAACGCGCGAAAUACCAGUUACGUCACACCCCUACACAUUGCUGUUGGCAACGGGCGCACGCGCAUAGCUCAGUUACUCAUCGCCAAUGGUGCUGACCUGGAGGCCGAGACGAACGAUGGGGAGACAGCCCUGCAUGUGUGCAGCAGGAGGGGGCUACAGGAGGUGACGGUGCUGUUGUUAGAAUGCGGGGCGAAAGUUGACGCGGCAGAUGGGGGUAACCGUACCCCCCUCGCCUCCUCCCUUGCCGAGAUGCAGCUGGGCGUGGCAGAGGUGCUACUAAGACAUGGUGCUAAUCCCAACUGUAAGGAUGCGCAGGGUUCCUCUCCCCUGCACACGGUGUAUGGCAUUCUACGUCACGUGGUCUUUGAUGAGAGGAUUCCAUUUCUCUCCACAAAGCUUCUACUAAAGUUCGGUGCCGAUAUCAAUUCCGUGGACCUCCGUGGUCAGACGCCACUUCACGUAGCUGUGCUAGCCGGGGUCCCUGUGCUUGUACAACAGCUUCUCGACGCAAGUGCAAAUGUGAAUGCCGCUGACCGGGAAGGGUUUACGCCGAUGAUGAUAUCACUGCUCCACGGGAGGCGACCAGAGUUCGUCGUCAGGUUGUUGUUGCGUUACGGAGCUGACGUGGCCGUAAGUGACACAUACGGCAGAACGGCGUUACACUACUCUGCCGGUAUCGCCGGGUCACGCCGCGUCUGUGAAUACCUCCUGGCGCACAAGGCAGACAUCGAUAAGGCUGACAACGAGGGGAACGCCCCUCUACACCUGGCGGCGCUGCACCGCAGCACUCCGACCGCUGACAUUCUCAUCAAGAAAAAAGCCUCUAUACACCAGGUCAACAAAGAAGGUCGCACUCCACUCCAUUGCGCGGUGGCUGCAAAAUGCUCGUGUACACAUGGUUGCAGGCGAUGUGUCUGGAAAUACAACACUGUGGAGUUACUGGUGGAAGAAGGCAGUGACGUAAACGCGACAGAUAACGAUGGUAACACGCCCCUUCAUCUGGUGACAGCGUCAAUCACUGACACGACAACUGCAAACCUGAUCAUUCGCAAGGGAGCCAACGUUCGUGCCGUGAACAAGCAGGGAAGCACUGUGCUGCACUUAGUCGCGGGCAUGUCCUGCGAGCGCAGCCGUGAGAGGUUUACGAAGUCGCGCUGGACCUUCGGAACUGCUGAUGUACUUGUCAGACGAGGUGCUGACGUUAAAGCCGUGGAUCACCAUGGUAACACACCACUUCACUGCGCAGCCGCAGCAGGUCGCGAUGACAUUGCCAAGCUUUUGAUUGACAAGUGGUCAGAUGUGAACGCCCUCAAUAAGGAGGAUCAGAGUCCUCUUCAUCUCUCCGCAAGAGUAGGUUCUAGCGAGGUUACUCAGCUACUACUGGAUAAAGGCGCUGACCCAAGGUUACUUGAUGCGCAGGCGCGCACGCCUAUGGAAAUGGCGAUCGACUCGGGGCGAGUCGACGUAAUAGAAGCGAUUGAGCGUGCCCUGCUGAACGGAGAAGGCAGCUGAUAAUAAAUUUACCUCUGAUCGCGAUGUCAGUUCAGAAGAUAAAAGAUAAUAGCUAGUCUUAUUCAAAGGAAAAAGCAUUCAAAAUCGCGGAAUCUCCCCUUCAAGAAAAUUGACAUGACAUAGUUGUAUGAACCGGUUCUUUUGUAAUCGCCUAAACAGAAGCCAUCGAUAGCGACUUUUCUUUGUUCGAUAAAUAAACGGUUUUAAUAGGGAA